This is a messenger RNA of Salvelinus namaycush (lake trout), 2439 nucleotides long. RefSeq names its product regulator of G-protein signaling 7-binding protein B-like. The transcript has 6 exons. Gene Ontology annotation, cellular component: neuron projection; postsynapse; nucleus. The coding region runs from base 965 to 1726 and encodes 253 amino acids. NCBI's taxonomy places the organism in Eukaryota, Metazoa, Chordata, Actinopteri, Salmoniformes, Salmonidae. Gene Ontology annotation, biological process: G protein-coupled receptor signaling pathway. The record is from RefSeq and is a predicted model, not a curated record.
GCUCCUAGAUGUUUCCACUUCACAACAACAGCACUUGACCGGGGCAGCUCUAGCAGGGCAGAAAUUUGGCAAACUGACUUGUUGGAAAGGUGGCAUCUCUAUGAGGCGCUACAUUGAAAGACUCUGAGCUCUUCAGUAAGGCCAUUCUGCUGCCGAUGUUUGUCUAUGGAGAUUUUAUACACCGAUUUUAUACACCUGUCAGCAACAGGUGUGUGUGAAAUAGCCGAAUCCACUUAUUUGAAAGGGUGUCCACAUACUUUUGUAUAUAUAGUGUAUUUUAGUGCUGUUGCAAUUUUGUGUGUUACAGGGACUCAUUGUAAUAUUUUGUCUUACCAGUGUGUCAUUCAGUGUAUUACCAAUGAUAGACAUCUUAUAUACAUUUUACAGAACAAAUUGCCAAAUCUCUGGUAAGUUAUGUGUCAAAUGUACAGUUUUCAUUGGUUUGCAAUUGUGGUGACAAUAAUACAUGGGUUUGCUUGCAGCCAACAGUAGUAGCCUGUAUGUCUGUAUUCUUCUGUAUCUCACAUUGGUCGGGGAGGCUGCGAUGUGCGUAAAUUGAUGAGAUUUACUUUGAGCAUUCAUAUUCCUGCUGGUCUUUGAAUGUGCUGUUGCUCAUGCCAGAUACGAAUAAUAUUUGGAGAUAUUUGCGUUUAUUCUCAAUACUUUCCUGCGACAGACCCGCUUGCUUUGGAGUCGUCGACGCCUCAACAGUUAACGGGAUGCCGGAGCAGUGACAAAUGGUUGGCCCAGCUCCCGGUGAAUUCGCUUCUCAUGUGAAGGCACGACAGAAGACCGUUCAGCCGCAGUUGGCCUUCUGCUUGGGUGAAGGUGACUCGCUUCGCCGCUGAGGAGAGAGAUGCAGAGAAGAAGCUGCAAGCCGUACACUACUUGCUGUCGUCCUGCAAGCUGAACAUACGAAUAUUAUAGAUAGGCUGUCCGUGGGAUUUUAUCAGUGACUGUAUGCAUGUGUUCUGCACCGAACGGGCGCAUUAACCGCCCCAGAUCCGCAGCGAACAUUUUCCAGCUCGGCAAACCACCGCAGAGGGACCCCGAGCGCCGGGAGAGCACCGAGAGCGCGCGGAAAGCCCAGCGGGCCGUAGGCGACUGUAGGAUGACUGUCCAAGAAUUCAACACUCUAGUGGCGCUGUACCGAGAACAGGUCAUCUCUAUUGGGGAGAUUUCUGCCGAUUGUCCCUCUUUACGGGCCGUGCUGCACCGUACCAGGACCAAAGGAUGCGCUAUGGCCCAAGCUGCUCAUCAGAACCUCACCGUGAUAUCUGGGUCUGGGCCAGAGGAUGGGGAGAUCCACCCAGAGAUCUGCCGGCUCUUCAUCCAGUUGCAGUGCUGCCUGGAGAUGUUCAUCACGGAGAUGCUCAAGUCCAUGUGUCUAUUGGGGGUACUGCAGCUCCACAGGAAAGGAAAGGAUUCGUACCCGGAGCCCAGGCUGGACUUCAAGAUGGAUGAGAGUUCUGAUGUACCCAUCCUGGAGGAGCGCUCCUCCUCACCUGUGGACUACCAACAUGAGUCCUGGCUAGUGUGCACCGAUAUUGAAAACAUAGAGAGGGACAUGCGAGAGAUGAGAAACCUACUCAGCAAACUUAGGGAGACCAUGCCUUUACCACUAAAAAACCAAGAUGACAGCAGUCUGCUGAAUCUCACUCAAUACCCACUAGUCAGGCAGAGGAAGAGGCGCUUCUCUGGGUUCUGCUGCCUGGUGUCUGGCUGAGUCAGUCGGGUCCUGCAGGCAGCAGCAAGGGCAGCACACCAACCCUACACAACACCUUACAUGUUAUUACUGCCAUUUGGGGAAGGAACUUUCUGAUCAGUCUGUCUUUAUUUUGUAAUAUGAUUAUAUGUAGAAAAAGCUAUUCAAAUAUAAUGUUACAAACAUGCAUAUUUUGCUAUUAUAUUAUUCAAGCUGUCUCUCUUUGUAGAAAAGGAGGACCCUUAGGUCUAUAGACGAGCACAAACAGAUGUGCCAAACUGAUGCCAUGAGAGAUGCAGUAUGUUGGUAGACAGCUUUGCCUUUAGACAUCUUCCUCAGAAUGUCAUUAUAUUUCUUCACUGUGCAAUGCUUCUUUUGCAGUCUUCCAUGAAAAGGAAAUCUGUCUCCAACUUACUUUUUCCAUCACAAGGGCUUUGCAAUGCUCCAUAUCAAAAACAUUUCUCAUUUAAUGUAAAUACAGUAUAUAAAUGGUGGUAAAUGUUUUGUAUGAAACUUUCUUUGAAUAAUUUAACUAUUGAUUAUCUAAAGAUUGGAUGUCUAAAUCGUUUGCAUUGAUUUAUUUUGAUGUCUUGGCCGAAAGUGUACAGCAUGAAUAUUGCUAUUUGUACUGUGGUAGAUGUGUAGUGUAUAGAUGUUGUGCUAUAGAUUGUUCUACGGCUGACAGUAUGUAUAGGCCAUUUUAUAAUGUGAAUAAACUUUUUGUAUUUAAAUAA